Messenger RNA from Macrosiphum euphorbiae (potato aphid), 489 nucleotides. NCBI's taxonomy places the organism in Eukaryota, Metazoa, Arthropoda, Insecta, Hemiptera, Aphididae. The record is from the annotation of a GenBank genome assembly.
AUGGGAUCCAACUACAAGGGAUGCACAAUAUAUCAAACAAUUUCCCGGAAACACAACAACAACACCUCAAGCAAGAAAGCCCAGCAGCUACCGCCUCCUAACCUCAACACCAAUCCUGAAUAUCAACAGCAACAACCAGGCUCCGAAAACACACCCAGGUCACGUACGUAUGCAAAUGUAACUGAGGGUCACCAGUCCCCAAACUCUAACACCUCCACAAACACCAACGAAACCUCACUUCUAAAAUUCCUUGACGAGUUCAAAUCUAUUUAUUAUAGGUUUAUUACCCUCUUAUCUCUCUCCUUACCACCGUCCUCUCAAAUUUCAUUAAACUGCAAGUUCCACAGCCAUCAUAAUCCCCUGAUUUCCCAGCUAUCCACCAACGCUAUUCCUGGUGACCCCAGAAGGCGUCUUAAACGUACCUGGUGUCGUGACCUACUAAUUUUAAAAUUGUUCAUACCUCUACCUCCCCUCAUCCUCUCUUACUAG